CGCCCGCCGUCCUCCCCCGCGCACCCUUGCGCCUCUCCUCUGCCCCCCCCUCUGGCGCUGACCCCCCUGUCUCUCCUGCGGCCGCCUUGGGUGCUCCCACCGAGGAGCGGAGAUUCUAGAGUCGCUGGGAUGCCCCAGCUCUCCGGGGGAGGCGGCGGCGGCGGCGGGGGGGACCCGGAACUCUGCGCCACCGACGAGAUGAUCCCCUUCAAGGACGAGGGCGAUCCGCAGAAAGAGAAGAUCUUCGCCGAGAUCAGUCACCCCGAAGAGGAAGGCGAUCUAGCCGACAUCAAGUCUUCUUUAGUGAAUGAAUCCGAAAUCAUCCCGGCCAGCAACGGACACGAGGUGGCCAGACAAGCACAAACCUCUCAGGAGUCCUACCAUGACAAGGCCAGAGAACACCCUGAUGAUGGAAAACAUCCGGAUGGGGGCCUCUACAACAAGGGACCCUCCUUCUCCAGCUAUUCUGGCUACAUAAUGAUGCCAAACAUGAAUAACGACCCGUACAUGUCAAACGGAUCUCUCUCUCCCCCCAUCCCCAGAACAUCAAACAAAGUGCCCGUGGUUCAGCCCUCCCACGCCGUCCACCCCCUCACCCCCCUCAUCACCUACAGCGACGAGCACUUUUCUCCUGGAUCUCACCCAUCACACAUCCCGUCAGAUGUCAGCUCCAAACAAGGCAUGUCCAGACACCCUCCAGCUCCUGACAUUCCCACCUUUUACCCUCUGUCUCCGGGUGGGGUAGGACAAAUCACCCCACCUCUCGGCUGGCAAGGUCAGCCUGUAUAUCCCAUCACGGGUGGAUUCAGGCAACCCUACCCAUCCUCACUGUCAGUCGACACUUCCAUGUCCAGGUUUUCCCAUCAUAUGAUCCCUGGUCCCCCUGGUCCCCACACAACUGGCAUCCCUCAUCCAGCCAUUGUAACGCCUCAGGUCAAACAGGAGCACCCUCACUCGGACAGCGACCUAAUGCACGUGAAGCCUCAGCAUGAACAGAGAAAGGAACAGGAGCCCAAAAGACCUCACAUUAAGAAGCCUCUGAAUGCUUUCAUGUUAUACAUGAAAGAAAUGAGAGCAAAUGUCGUCGCCGAGUGUACGCUAAAGGAAAGCGCAGCUAUCAACCAGAUCCUAGGCAGAAGGUGGCAUGCCCUUUCUCGUGAGGAACAAGCUAAAUAUUAUGAAUUAGCUCGGAAAGAGAGACAGCUACACAUGCAGCUUUAUCCAGGCUGGUCAGCAAGAGACAAUUAUGGUAAGAAGAAGAAGAGGAAGAGAGAAAAACUGCAGGAGUCCACAUCAGGUACAGGUCCAAGAAUGACAGCUGCCUACAUCUGAAACAUGGUGGAAAACGAAGCUCAUUCCCCACGUGCAAAGCCAAGGCAGCGACCCCGGGACCUCUUCUGGAGAUGGAAGCUUGUUGAAAAACCCAGACUUAUCUCCGCGGCUUGUCCAGCUGACCCCGAAGGAGCACUGACCCCCACCGCCACGCGAGGUCGCUGUUAGAGACGCUUCUCCAUAGAGACAAUCACUGCCAAUGCCCCCUUCUAUCUACUUGCAAGAGCCAAGUUCCAAAAACAUAAGGUUUUUUUAAAAAAGAAAAAAAAAAGAUUACAAAGCACAUGAGAAUGCUAACAGGCACCCGUCCGCCGAAUGGCUUUGUCCUCCCUUCGCAGAGCACCUCGCGUGCACCGCUGUCACCCUCCAGCAAGGACAGUGACGUGGCCAGCUUCGCCACACGGAACCGGAGCCAUCCGCCCACCGCAGCCGCAGCGGCCCGGCGCGGGACUUGUGUCUUUCCUUCUCCUAAAGCUUUUAUUUAAUAGUGCAAGAACGAUUGAUCUCAUGGUUGCUUUUCUUUCUUUUUUUUUUUUAAACGAAUAUUUUUUUAAUUUCCUUUUUUUUUUUCCAAGUUUUAUUUUUCUUGUUGACUAUGUGGCUAGCUAUGAGUUUUUAAAUAAAAUCCAAAGGCCGGAAAGAGUUUGGAAUAAAAACCUAAUGGAAAUGGAGACCUUUUUUUGUUGUUUUGAGCUCUUGUCUCUGUACCCAGUGGCCUAUGUCCUUGUAAAGGUGUUUGGUAGAGCUAAAUAAACAUCAUGGCUGCCAGAUC
Perognathus longimembris pacificus (Pacific pocket mouse) is the source of this 2104-nucleotide messenger RNA. RefSeq names its product lymphoid enhancer binding factor 1 (gene Lef1). Gene Ontology annotation, biological process: regulation of transcription by RNA polymerase II; canonical Wnt signaling pathway. The record is from RefSeq and is a predicted model, not a curated record. Gene Ontology annotation, molecular function: RNA polymerase II cis-regulatory region sequence-specific DNA binding; DNA-binding transcription factor activity, RNA polymerase II-specific. NCBI's taxonomy places the organism in Eukaryota, Metazoa, Chordata, Mammalia, Rodentia, Heteromyidae. Bases 130 to 1332 code for a protein of 400 amino acids. Gene Ontology annotation, cellular component: beta-catenin-TCF complex. The transcript is spliced from 12 exons.